GCCAAACAUGCUACUUGGGCUGUUUGGACAGGAGGGAUACAUGACCAUAGACCCCAAGAACGUAGAAGCUAUCCUCUCUACACACUUUGAAGAUUGGGGCCUAGGGAGUCGUCGUGAAGGCUUGUAUCCCCUACUCGGAGAAGGUAUUUUUACACAGGACGGACGACCAUGGAAGCACUCUCGCGAGCUUCUCCGCCGCCAAUUCGCACGAAUGCCAUACCAGAACCUUAAGGUGUUCGAUGAGGCUGUUAACAACCUUAUCACCGGACUGUUGUCCGCAAGCGAUGGCAUUGUAGAUUUACAACCACACUUUUUCCGCUUCACCCUGGCCACCACGACUGAUCUCAUCUUCGGAGAGCCAGUCCAUUCCCUCGGCGAUGACGUGCAAGACCACUUCUCCACCAGCUUUGACUAUGCUUCGAUGAUUUCCGCGAUUAGACUGCGCCUUGCGGAUUUCCAUUGGCUGUAUAAGACGAAGAAGUUUAGAAACGCUUGUGGAGUGGUGAAAAAGUAUGCUAAACACUUCGUAGCGCUCGCUUUGGAUGACAUGAAGGAGUCUAGAGAGGAUCAUGACUCUGGAAAGCACGUCUUCAUCCACGAUCUCUACAAAGACCUCAAGGACCCGGCCUUGGUACGAGAUCAACUCGUCAACGUUCUCAUUGCUGGACGAGACACCACCGCCUGUCUUAUGUCAUGGACCUUCUUCCUCCUCGUCCGCCACCCCCUUGUGCUCGACCGCCUCCGCAGAGAAAUAGCCGCCAUCGUCCCAGAAACCGAGCCCUUCACCCGAUCCCACAUUGCCAAGAUCUCCUACCUCAAGUGCGUCCUCAACGAAACCCUUCGCCUCUACCCCCAACUCCCCGUCAACGUCCGCGUUGCCCUCAAGACCACCAUCCUCCCCUCCGGCGGCGGCCCCACGGGCACAUCACCGGUGUUGGUCCGCAAAGGCACUGGCGUCGGCUACUCGGUAUACCACAUGCACCGCCUGACGUCGCUGUACGGGCCCGAUGCACACCAGUUCCGCCCCGAACGGUGGGAAGGCACGGAUUUGGAGCGUAAGGUUGGUUGGGGGUUCAUGCCGUUCCACGGGGGGCCGAGAAUAUGUCUGGGAAAGGAUUUCGCGCUCAUGGAAGCGUCGUAUGGUAUUGUGAAAAUCAUUCAGACAUUCCCGGGCUUGAGACUGCCGCCUGAGGUCGAGAAGGAGGAGACGGGGCAAGAGAGGCAGAAUCUUACUAUUGUGGUGACGAGUGCAGAGGGUUGUAAGGUGCUGCUGCGUUGAGCGCUAUUGCAACAUCGUGGUGGGAUCUUUCUAAUGAAGGAAAAGUUUGUUGUCGCGUGAGUGCAGUUAGGAAGCACACCUUUAGAGCCUUAGGAUGUCACAAGUGGCUAGGAAAUGCAGCGGAAGAGCCCUAGCUAGAACUUCUUGCGUCGUUCCCAAGUCUACCACAAUCCUACAAUCAUCCAACCCCAGUGCCCACGCCAUUAAAAUG
This is a messenger RNA of Mytilinidion resinicola, 1490 nucleotides long. RefSeq names its product putative cytochrome P450 alkane hydroxylase. The transcript is spliced from 4 exons. Gene Ontology annotation, molecular function: oxidoreductase activity, acting on paired donors, with incorporation or reduction of molecular oxygen, reduced flavin or flavoprotein as one donor, and incorporation of one atom of oxygen; heme binding; iron ion binding. Lineage: Eukaryota; Fungi; Ascomycota; Dothideomycetes; Mytilinidiales; Mytilinidiaceae. The record is from RefSeq and is a predicted model, not a curated record. The coding region runs from base 8 to 1279 and encodes 423 amino acids.